Molecule: messenger RNA, 1041 nt
Organism: Mitosporidium daphniae
Lineage: Eukaryota; Fungi; Microsporidia
Exons: 1
Coding region: 1-1041 (346 amino acids)
Source: RefSeq, a predicted model, not a curated record
AUGGCUCUCCCUCAUACUGUGGCCGCGGCUGUCAUCAUCUCCGACUGCAUUGACGAGAAUGCGCGCGUCAGGCAGCAAUGUAGAUUUGCAUCUCUGUUUAGUAUCGAACCGUCCUAUAUUGGAGUGAGCUCGACACACCCGGAACUAGAGGCGGCCGGUCACUUGGUUGACGUUCUUGAUGCCCAUCGCCUAAUGACACCGUCUUCGAGCGGAAAUUCGACGCCAAUCCAAUCUUCGCUGUCGAAGCUUGCAAAUGCCUCGCACAAUCAAAAAGAUGCCUCCUCCCCAUUCACUGCUGUGAUUAUUGUUAAUGUCGCGCCCAGGACGGAAUCCAUCAAAAAGCGAUGGGGAAAUGGGCCACCGUUCUGCUUUUUCGCAAUUAGCGGCGUCCUUGUUGUCAGCACGUAUUCCCAGCUUAUUUUGUCGCUAUUGUUUCGGAUUCUAAAAAGGGAAAACAAUGCCUCGCUGCCUCAAAUUCACGUCAUGAAAACGCAAGCUGUCAUUCAGCACGCUGCAAAUCAGAAUUGGAUCCCACUUGACGAGGCCAAUAGAAUUAUCAACACCCAAUUCAGGUCCUAUGAGUUUGUCCCGCUCGCUGCGUAUUGGAUAGUUACACGAGGAGGCUCCAGUGCCAUCCCACAUGACCUGGCCUCGAUUUUGGAAAAAGAAGGUCAAGACCAGUGUGAGCAGGAGCAUCAAGAAGAGGGUAAAAGAAAUAAUCAAGCAGACGAUAAGAGUCUAAACCCAUUCAUUUGGUUUAUCGACAAUUUUGGAAAUUGCAAGACUUCUCUUCUGCCAGAGGACAUUGAUUUUAUGGAAAACAGGAUUUACUCUGUCACGCUAGAAAACAACCAAUCAUUAAUCAUCAAAGCCUGCGGCAUCAAGAGGCUAUCAGAUGCUGUCCCAUUGGUGCCAACUGUUCUCGUUGGUUCAUCUGGAUAUAAGAAUUACCGGUUUUUAGAGUUGGUUAUUAAAAACGACAAUUUUUCCAACAAGACUAGAGCCUCAAUUGGCCCCUUUUCCAUUUCUUUGGAUACUUAA